Messenger RNA from Melitaea cinxia (Glanville fritillary), 2234 nucleotides. It is a transcript of the gene aft, whose product is annotated as cap-specific mRNA (nucleoside-2'-O-)-methyltransferase 2. The transcript has 3 exons. Gene Ontology annotation, biological process: 7-methylguanosine mRNA capping. NCBI's taxonomy places the organism in Eukaryota, Metazoa, Arthropoda, Insecta, Lepidoptera, Nymphalidae. The record is from RefSeq and is a predicted model, not a curated record. Gene Ontology annotation, molecular function: methyltransferase cap1 activity. The coding region runs from base 1 to 2085 and encodes 694 amino acids. Gene Ontology annotation, cellular component: nucleus; cytoplasm.
AUGUUCAAUAAACCAGAAAAUAUAUUUUCUCGCCAUAAGUUUUUUCGAGCCGAUGAAUUUGAUGACGAGUUGAAUGAUUUAUUUAAUAAAAAAUACCAAUUUCGUUUUAAUGCCGAAUGGAAGUUGCCAGACCGGGAGUCCUGGUUUUCAGCACCACCUUGGAAAGUUAAAGCUCUUGAGUCGCAAAAGGUUCGAUUGAAUUUCCAUAAAAGUCAAUUGAAUGACUUUAGCAUCGAAGAGUGGAGUAGCCACACGCGACGUCGGAAUCCAGCUGGAGAGGUCGGCUGGAAGAUCAGGUGUUUAAUAAAUCCAGAGUUUUUGACGCAAGCCUGGACAAAGUUCUAUGAAUGUGCUUGCACAUACAAUGUUGUGCCAAAGGAAGCAAGUGUGGCUAAGGAGAUGGUUUCGCUUCACCUUUGUGAAGCGCCUGGAGCAUUCAUAACAUCUUUGAAUCAUUACUUACAAUUAAAUCAUCAAAAUAUACAGUGGAAAUGGGUUGCAAACACUCUCAACCCCUACUAUGAAGGUAAUUCUCCUUCCAGCAUGAUCAGUGAUGAUCGCUUCAUGUUUCAUACUCUUGACAACUGGCAUUUUGGAAAAGACAGCACUGGGAACCUUAUGGAUUGGGAAAAUUCUCAAGCUAUUAUUGAAAAAGCAAAAAGUCUGGGAAAGGUUUUGCUUGUUACAGCAGAUGGCUCAAUUGACUGCUUGCAAAAACCCGAUGCUCAAGAAGAGGUUACUUCACCUCUGCAUUAUUGUGAAAUAGUGACAGCACUUCAGUGUCUGAGUCCCGGUGGAACGCUUAUAUUUAAAUUGUUCACAAUAUUUGAACACUCAACAGUAAGCCUGCUCUAUCUCAUCAAUCAUUUAUUCAAGGAGGUAAAUAUAUACAAGCCGGUGACCUCACGCCAAGGAAACUCAGAGGUUUAUGCUAUUUGUCUACAGUACAAGGAUAAUAUUAAUUUGAAUAAUUAUAUCUCUGUGCUGAGGUCGACUUAUGGCACAGAUCUCUACUCUAAAACAGCUUUGUUUCCUUUGGAAAUGAUCCCAGAGUCAUUUUUAAAGCAAAUUGAAGAAUGUUCUUACUAUUUCUGUUCCAUACAAUGCCAAGUAAUAAACAGCAACCUACAAGCAUACUUGAUGCAGAAAAAUAUUGCUCUACAUAGAGAUAUAAAAAAGAUACGGGCAAUUGUUGCCUCAGAAUUCAUUUGGAAGUACAAUCUCAAGCCUAUCUUGUUUGAGCAAGAGAUUUUGAAAGGGAUAUUACAUGAAGAAAAUAAAAUAAACACAAAUCCAAGGUACCACAGGGGCUCAUACACCGAGAGACAGCUUUAUUCAAAAAUGUCUUUGAAGGAGAAAUUAAAGAACUUGAAUGGCUUCUUACAAGCGGAACUGUUAUCAAACCCAUUGAUCCUAAUCAACGAACCAAUCAGAUGGAUGUUAAAAGAGGAUAAUCUUAAGAUUGAAAUUAAAUAUACACACGGACUACCACUACAAAAAAUAAACAGUUCUAAAUUUAUAUUUGUUCCUAUUUUCAAACUUUAUCAACAGAUUCUAGCUGAAGAGGAAUUCAAAGAGAUUAUACUUUACAAACAGUCCAAAGGGCAAGUAAGCACAUUUGACGACUCCAAGAGUGAAAUUUCAAAAAUUUUGGUGAUGCCAGAGUACAAUCACAAUGACAGUUACAAUGUAUAUGAGAAGAAUUGUUUCAAGUUGUUGCUCAGUAUUAUAAUGGAGAUGGCGACCGGAGAGUCUCUUUUAUUAAAAAAUUUUAACACCUUGACUCAUUUCAAUGUUAGCACACUCUUCAUACUUUCUAAGGGGUGUUUUGAGAAGACUGGUUUUGCAUCUUGCGGAAGUAUUGUUUUAAACAAUUUGCAAGAUAAAUCUUUAUUAAAUUAUCUUAAUGUUAUUAAUAUUGAAUGUGAUAAAGUACGAAGUGAUAAUACUAAAGAUGUUCUGAACACUCUUCCAGUUCAAGUUACAAAUUUCGGGGAAUUUUUCAAUAAUAUUGUCUUUUAUAAUAAUACUUUCUACAGAAAUAAAUGUAUGGAAUACUUGUACACAAUUGAACAAUCGCUAUAAAUUUAUAAUACUACUUUAAUAAUUCAAUUUUAAAAGCAUUUAUGAUGUCUGUAGUAAAGUAAUAUUUUUUUAACUAAUUUAUUCAUGUGAGUUAAAGAUGUAUUCUCGUUGUUCUCUGUCAUCAGUGUAUUAAAGAUUUUCUGAAUGUU